GCGAGCAUAGAAGGAACGCAAGGUGCCUGGUAGGGGAAGAAGAGACACGGCAGCAUGCUUCAAGGACAAGUUGAAAGAGCCUUGAAGCAUGAGUUUGUUCCUCGAUCAGGAGGACCUCCAGAAUUUCGAUAUUGUCAAGGUGAAUGGGUCAAGUCGGUGGAGAACUGCGUCAUCGAUGAUCUUCCUUUUGCAGAAGGAGCUCUUCGUGAAUGCUAUAGAAUGCAGAUCGUGAGUAAGGAUGGUACAAGGAGGAACGUGGUAGCCAAGAUCUCUAAGGACCCAGAUGAAGACAAGAAUACUUACUACAGAGAUGUUCAGGCACAAAUGUGUGCCAAAAUGUGGGCAAUUGAGUUCAAUGCAUGCGAUGUGCCAAAAAGUAUAGACUUCGUCAAAGCCUACGUGUUUGAAUUGGUUGAUCGACCUGGUCGGCCGCUGAUUGGGGUGGAAGAGUUUGUUGAAGGAGUAUUUCAAAAGCAUAACAACAACGUGGGUGGAACAGUUGGCGACUGUGACAGAGCAACACCCAAUGCUUUCAGCCACUUUACGUGGGAAGCAAGCAACCAUUCGCUUCUUGUCUGCGAUAUUCAGGGAGUGGAAGAUUUGUACACAGACCCUCAGAUUCACACGCAAUCUGGGAAGGGAUUUGGAAGAGGAAAUCUUGGACAAGCGGGGCUAAACGCUUUUUUGACUCGACAUCGUUGCACCACAGUUUGUAUGCAUUUGGGCCUCCCAGCUGUUGGGUACAAAGCAGACGAACUGGAGCGCAAAGGAACACCAUGUGGAAAGCGAUUGGGCCAAUCACAGGCCUCACCAGAGUCAGACAAGUCUGAGAAUAAGUCACCUCCGGCUAACCCGAUGCCACAACCUGAUUCGGAAAGCUUUGUUCCGACUCUGGAAGCGGCUCCCUCUAGACGUCAAAACUCACGAGGGCGGAAGUUGAACUUGACAGAGUUCGAUUUGAAUCCACCCAACCCUCAACUGAGCACGAAUGAAGAGCAAGAUGGGCCUCUUGUUUCGCAGUUGGAUCACCAUGAUGAAGGUCUGAUGGAUCAAAUACUUGAUGAGAUUGAGAACUUGUAAUUGAAUAAAGACUAAGCAUGUGAAGAGAA
Guillardia theta CCMP2712 is the source of this 1109-nucleotide messenger RNA. RefSeq lists its product as hypothetical. The record is from RefSeq and is a predicted model, not a curated record. Gene Ontology annotation, molecular function: ATP binding; protein serine/threonine kinase activity. The transcript has 17 exons. The coding region runs from base 55 to 1080 and encodes 341 amino acids. Gene Ontology annotation, biological process: protein phosphorylation. Lineage: Eukaryota; Cryptophyceae; Pyrenomonadales; Geminigeraceae.